Molecule: messenger RNA, 1891 nt
Organism: Cicer arietinum (chickpea)
Lineage: Eukaryota; Viridiplantae; Streptophyta; Magnoliopsida; Fabales; Fabaceae
Product: glutathione synthetase, chloroplastic-like
Biological process (GO): glutathione biosynthetic process
Cellular component (GO): cytosol
Molecular function (GO): glutathione synthase activity; ATP binding; glutathione binding
Source: RefSeq, a predicted model, not a curated record
AAUGUUGAGCGUAAUGUAAAAGGGAGUGUGGUGCGAUCUUGAUAUGAUAUGAUAUAAUGUGCUUAAUUCAUUGUACCAUAUAAAUAUGGCUACUUCUCAUUUGUGUUUUAAUCGUGGAAUUCAGACUACCCCUUUGUCUACAUUCAUUCAUCACCAUAACACUCACAAUCACACUCUCUUCCUCUUCUCCUAUCGCCGCCAAUCAUAUCCAUUCUUCUCCACACCUCUUCAAAUGUCUUCUAAUCAUCAUCAUCAUCAUCAUCAUCUUACUUCGACACCUGUCUUCACCAAUGCUGAUCAUCAACGCUUCCUCGAUCACGUCGCUUAUGAUGCUCUUGUUUGGGCUUCUCUUCACGGUCUUCUCAUGGGAGAUCAAUCCUCACAGAAAUCAGGAACAAUUCCUGGCGUAGGAUUGGUGCAUGCUCCAUUUGCCUUAUUCCCUACGUCAUUUCCAGAAACAAAAUGGAAUCAAGCUUGUGAAUUGGCACCUAUAUUCAAUGAACUUGUUGAUCGUGUUAGUUUAGAUUAUCAAUUUCUUCAGGAAUCUCUCUCCAGGACUAAGAAAGUCGACCAAUUUACCUCUAGACUUUUAGAUAUUCAUUCCAAGAUCAACAAAAAAGAGGAAAUACGGUUGGGAUUACAUCGUUCAGAUUAUAUGCUUGAUGAACAAACAAAAUCACUUUUGCAAAUUGAGCUCAACACUAUUUCCUCUUCAUUUGCUGGUUUUAGUAGUCUUGUCACUCAACUUCAUAGGUACAUACUUUCGUGCCAUGAAAAAUUGCUUGGGCUGGAUUCAGAAAAGGUUCCUACUAAUAAUGCUGUCAAUCAGUAUGCAGAGGCGUUGGCUAAAGCUUGGAGUGAGUAUAAUAACCCCAGGGCUGUGAUUAUGAUUGUAGUUCAGGCUGAAGAGCGAAACAUGUAUGACCAGCAUUUUCUAUCUGCGGUUCUAAGAGACAAGUAUGGUAUUACAUUUGUACGCAAAACGUUGGCGGAAGUUGAUCAAGAAGGAGAAAUUCUACCAGACGGAACACUUUCUGUGGGCGGACAAGAAGUUGCAGUCAUUUACUUCAGGGCUGGCUAUACACCACUUGAUUAUCCUUCAGAAUCAGAAUGGAGGGCUAGGCUACUGAUGGAACAAUCUUCUGCUGUCAAAUGCCCUUCCAUAUCUUAUCAUUUGGUUGGCUCCAAGAAGAUUCAACAAGAACUUGCAAAGCCAGGCGUUCUUGAGAGGUUCCUUGAAAACAAAGACGAUAUUGCGAAAUUGCGUGAAUCCUUUGCAGGACUGUGGAGUUUGGAUGACUCGGAUAUUGUUCAAAAAGCAAUUGAAAGACCCGAAUUAUUUGUGAUGAAGCCCCAGAGAGAAGGAGGAGGAAACAAUAUUUACGGCGAUGCUGUGAGGGAAAGCCUCAUAAAUUUGCAGAAAACGGGCUCUCAAGAAAAUGCAGCUUACAUACUUAUGCAGAGGAUAUUUCCAACUAUUUCUGAAGCAGUUUUGAUGCGUAAUGGUCAUUGGCACAGGGACCGUGCCAUCUCAGAACUUGGGAUAUUUGGUACAUAUUUAAGGAAUAAGGAUAGGGUCAUCAUGAACAAGCAAAGUGGCUAUUUGAUGCGGACAAAAAUAUCAUCAUCUGAUGAAGGUGGGGUUGCAGCUGGUUAUGCAGUUAUAGAUAGUGUAUACCUCACUUGAUGUAGCCAACCUAUAACUUAUCAGGGUAUAUCAAAACAUUUUUUUUUACAUAUUAUAGUUCAAGUCUCCUCAAUAUCGAAAGAAGGGAGGCCACAUUGUUUCUUUUUGCUUUUUUCCAUGUAAUGUUGUAUAGCUACAUUCAAUAACCUGUUAAUGCUUCCUGAUCAUUACUAAAGAGUAAAGUCCUGUUUGUUCUUAUUGAAA